UGCGUUCGUUCCUGUCCAGCCUACUUACUUGAUCGCCACGUCUCUCAGCGCAGGCGCUCUGUAAUCCACAUAGCAAAUUACAUCCGGUCACCGCGCCCCAUGGCUGCCUUCUCAAAUAUCCUCCAGAGGAUCGCCACCCCGCUCACGGCUGCCUUCCCUCCGCUCUCCGCGCGCGCCGUCGAGCUCCCCACCUCCGGCGACGAGCCCCUCAUGGCCAAGGAUGCAUCCGCUGGUGCGGAAAAGUGUGAACUGCGAAUAGAGGGUAUGACGUGCGGAGCAUGCGUGGAGUCGAUCGAGGGCAUGCUCAGAAAUCAACCUGGCAUAUACUCGAUCAAGGUCGCCUUGCUAGCAGAACGAGGGACCGUAGAGUAUGACCCCGCCUCGUGGACGCCGGAGAAAAUCAUCGGCGAAAUCUCGGACAUCGGCUUCGACGCGACCUUGAUUCCUCCGACGCGCUCAGAUGCGAUUACCCUCCGCAUAUACGGCAUGACCUGCUCGUCAUGUACCUCUACCGUCGAGAAGGAGCUGGGCGCCAUGCCUGGGAUCAACAGCGUGGCUGUGUCGCUUGCAACGGAGACGUGUAAGAUAGAAUUCGACCGGGGGCUGAUCGGGCCUAGGGAGAUGGUGGAGCGGGUGGAGGAGCUGGGAUUCGAUGCUAUGCUGUCGGAUCAGGAGGACUCGACGCAGCUGCAGUCGUUGACGCGGAUGAAGGAGAUCCAAGAAUGGAGGGACCGCUUCCGAUACGCCCUCGCCUUUGCGAUACCGGUGUUCUUCAUCGGGAUGAUCAUGCCCAAGAUACCCUUCUUGCGGCCCAUCGUCGACGUCAAGCUCUGUCGUGGCCUUUACCUCGGCGACGUCGUUACGUUGAUCCUCACAACCCCCGCGCAGUUCUGGCUCGGUGCUAAAUUCUAUCGGAAUGCGUACAAGUCGCUCAAACAUGGUACGGCGACAAUGGACGUGCUGGUCAUGCUCGGCACCUCCGCCGCCUAUUUCUACUCGCUCCUCGCGAUGCUCUUCGCCGUCUUCAACUCGGACCCGGACUUCCACCCGAUGGUGUUCUUUGAUACGAGCACGAUGCUGAUCAUGUUCGUCUCCCUCGGUCGCUUCCUCGAGAACCGCGCCAAGGGCAAGACGAGUGCGGCGCUCACGGACCUCAUGGCGCUCGCGCCCUCGAUGGCGACCAUCUAUACCGACGCGCCCGCGUGCACGCAGGAGAAGCGCAUUGCGACGGAGCUCGUCCAGGUCGGAGACUACGUCAAGCUUGUCCCGGGCGACAAGAUACCCGCGGACGGGACCGUCGUCAAGGGCACUUCGAGCGUCGACGAGAGCGCGGUCACGGGAGAGCCCGUGCCGGUGCUGAAGCAAGUCGGCGACGCCGUCAUCGGCGGGACGGUGAACGGCCUCGGCACGUUCGACAUGGUCGUCUCGCGCGCAGGGAAGGACACGGCGCUCGCACAGAUCGUGCGCCUCGUCGAAGAGGCGCAGACGUCCAAGGCGCCGAUCCAAGCCUUCGCGGACAAAGUCGCCGGCUACUUCGUUCCGACCGUGAUCUCGCUCGCGCUCGUCACCUUCCUCGCCUGGCUCGCGCUCUCCGCGCUCGUCGACGACGCAUCCCUGCCCGCGAUGUUCCACCGGCACGGCGCGAGCCGGCUCGCGACCUGCCUCCAGAUCUGCAUCUCCGUCGUCGUCGUCGCCUGCCCGUGCGCGCUCGGGCUGAGCACGCCGACGGCGAUCAUGGUCGGCACCGGCGUCGGCGCCCAGAACGGCAUCCUCAUCAAGGGCGGCCGCGCGCUCGAGGCGAGCCGGCACAUCACCCGGAUCGUGAUGGACAAGACGGGCACGGUCACCGAGGGCAAGCUCACCGUCGUCGGGCUCGCGUGGGCGGGCGCGGACGCGCAGCGGGAGGAGGAUCUCGCGGCGACGUGCGCGGACGGCGCGCACUCGCGCGCGGCGGUGAUCGCGAUGGUGUCCGUCACCGAGGCGCGCUCCGAGCACCCGCUCGCGAAGGCCGUCGCGGUGUACGGCAAGGACCUGCUCGCCCGGUCCGGCCUCGCGCCGGCCGAGCCUACCGUGCAGGCGUUCGAGAGCGUCACGGGCGCCGGCGUGAAGGCGACGCUCGUCGCGCCCGGGUCGGCCAAGUCGACGCAGACGCUGUACGUCGGCAACGCGCGCUUCGUCGCGCCGGCGGACGACGGGCGCCUGCCCGCGGCGCUGGCCGAGUUCGAGCGCCGGGAGACCGAGCUCGCGCGCACGGUCAUCUUCGUGUCGAUCGCGGCGAGCGCGUCCGCGCCGCCGGUGCCGGUGCUCGCGGUGUCGAUGUCGGACGCGCCGAAGCGGUCGUCGGCGAGGGCGAUCGCGGCGCUGCAGGCGAUGGGCAUCGAGGUGAACAUGAUGACGGGCGACGGAAGGGAGACGGCGCUUGCGGUCGCGAAGCAGGUCGGGAUCCCGCCCGAGGGCGUAUGGGCGAACAUGAGCCCGAAGGGCAAGGCGUCCGUCGUGACGGAGCUCAUGCAGAAGCAGGGCGGUGGCGUCGCUAUGGUCGGCGACGGUAUCAACGACUCGCCCGCGCUCGUCGCCGCGUCCGUCGGCAUCGCGCUCUCGUCCGGCACGUCCGUCGCGAUGGAGGCGGCCGACAUCGUGCUCAUGCGCUCGGACCUGCUCGACGUCGUCGCCGCGCUCCACCUCGCGCGCUCCAUCUUCGCCGUCAUCCGCCGGAACCUCGUCUGGGCGUGCAUCUACAACGUGCUCGGCAUCCCGCUCGCGAUGGGCCUCUUCCUUCCCUUCGGGCUGUACCUCCACCCGAUGAUGGCCGGCGCGGCGAUGGCGAGCUCGAGCGUGAGCGUCGUCACCAGCUCGCUCACGCUCAAGUGGUGGCGCAGGCCGGAGAGCAGCCUCAUGCCUGGCGAGAAGGUGCAGACGGAGACGAUGUGGGACGCGGUCAGGGGUGCCGUGGGCGGCGCGGUGGAGAGCGUGCGGGGCGUCGUGGGUGGGAGGAAGAGGAUGCAGGGCUACAGCCAGUUACCGGUGGAGAUGUCGGAAACGGUCUAGAGUCAAGGGCAUGGACCGGUGCUUUAACAUUAUUAGAUCAAUUGCUUCGAUGUUUAGGACAUGUAUAACUACUCUGCUGAUACGAUAAUACAUUCUCUGGGGGCCUCGCACCACGACCGCCACACCGCUUCAGGUUCGGCGCGAGGGCGUAAAGGUCGGGUAGAGGGCCCGG
Molecule: messenger RNA, 3220 nt
Organism: Punctularia strigosozonata HHB-11173 SS5
Lineage: Eukaryota; Fungi; Basidiomycota; Agaricomycetes; Corticiales; Punctulariaceae
Product: copper P-type ATPase CtaA
Exons: 4
Coding region: 100-3048 (982 amino acids)
Biological process (GO): monoatomic cation transport; copper ion homeostasis
Cellular component (GO): membrane
Molecular function (GO): ATP binding; ATP hydrolysis activity; P-type divalent copper transporter activity
Source: RefSeq, a predicted model, not a curated record